Molecule: messenger RNA, 1374 nt
Organism: Centruroides sculpturatus (bark scorpion)
Lineage: Eukaryota; Metazoa; Arthropoda; Arachnida; Scorpiones; Buthidae
Product: queuine tRNA-ribosyltransferase catalytic subunit 1-like
Exons: 8
Coding region: 5-1207 (400 amino acids)
Cellular component (GO): cytosol
Molecular function (GO): tRNA-guanosine(34) queuine transglycosylase activity
Source: RefSeq, a predicted model, not a curated record
UAUCAUGGCGGCCUCCGGUCAGAAACACGCUUUAUCGUUUAAAAUUUUAGCCACGUGUUCGACGACUAAAGCUAGAACUUCGAUAUUAUCUUUGCCUCACGCUGUCGUAGAAACUCCAGUUUUUAUGCCUGUGGGAACUCAGGGAACUCUGAAAGGUUUGCUUCCCGAACAAAUAGAAAGACUUGGAUGCAAUCUAAUUUUAGGCAAUACUUAUCACCUUGGUACUAGACCUGGUCAAGAAAUUUUAGAAAAAGCUGGUGGACUUCAUAAUUUUAUGGGAUGGAAAAAGGCAUUGUUAACAGACAGUGGAGGUUUUCAAAUGGUUUCUUUAUUAAAGUUAUCUAAAAUAACAGAAGAAGGAGUAGAAUUUACUAAUCCUUAUACUGAUGAAAAAAUGCUGCUUUCUCCAGAGAAAUCAAUAGAGAUACAAAAUACUAUUGGAGCAGAUGUAGCAAUGCAACUUGAUGAUGUUGUCAGCAGUACAGUAAGUGGUCCAAGAGUUGAAGAAGCAAUGCAUCGAACAAUACGUUGGUUAGAUAGAUGUCUGAAAGCCCAUAAAAAACAAAAAUCACAAAACAUCUUUCCUAUUGUCCAAGGUGGAUUGGAUAAAGAAUUAAGAAAAAAGUGUGCAGAAGAAAUUAUCAAGAGAGAUGUUGCUGGUUUUGCUAUUGGAGGACUGAGUGGUGGAGAAUCAAAAGAUAGCUUUUGGAAAAUGGUUGACGUCAGCACCGACUUGCUACCUAAUGAUAAACCUCGUUAUCUUAUGGGUGUUGGAAUGGCUGUUGAUUUAGUUGUAUGUUGUGCAUUAGGAUGUGAUAUGUUUGAUUGUGUUUUUCCAACAAGGACAGCCAGAUUUGGAUCAGCACUAGUUAUAGAAGGACAGUUAAACUUGAAAAAGGAAUGUUAUGCCAAAGAUUUUCAACCCAUUGAUGAUAAAUGUUCUUGUUCCACAUGUACUCAUUAUACUAGAGCUUAUUUACAUUCCAUUGUCACACGUGAAACAGUUGCCUGCCAUUUACUUUCUGUUCACAAUGUAGCAUUUCAGAUGAACUUAAUGAGGUCAAUCCGUGAAAGCAUCAAAGAAAACAAGUUUCCUGAAUUUGUUAAAGAAUUUAUGCAGAAAGUCUAUCCUGAUCAUCGGUAUCCUAAAUGGGUAUAUGAUGCAUUGCUCUCUGUAAAUAUUCACUUACCCAUGGUUAAUAGUUGAUAAUUAUUGAGGAUAAUUAUUUAAGUCCAAAAAUUUUAUUGGUUUUAUGACAAAAUCAAAUUUUAAUAUAUUAUCAUUCCAAAAGCUUUUUAUUUUUCUUUUAUUUUUGUUUGAAUUAAUUAACUUUUUACAGUGAUAAUACUUCAUAGCAAGUGAGACUUAUUAUU